AUGGAAAAAGAAGCUGAAGCACCAGUUGCUUCAACAUCUGAGACUUCCGAAACUUCUAAGAUGUCUAACCUACCUGAGCCAAAAAUCGUUGAGCGGUCUCAAAAGGACCAGCUCGAAACUAGCAAGCUUCCCGAACCUAUUGAGCUUAUAAGUGGAGUGGUGCCUGAUACACCUUCUAAAGAAACUGAUUCUUCCAAGCCUAUUAAUGAAGCUUCUUCGUCAUCUCAAACAAUAGAAAUGAAUUCAAUGUUAGCUGAAAUUGAUGCAAUGUUAGCUGAAAUUCAGAAAUAA
Racocetra persica is the source of this 291-nucleotide messenger RNA. The record is from the annotation of a GenBank genome assembly. NCBI's taxonomy places the organism in Eukaryota, Fungi, Glomeromycota, Glomeromycetes, Diversisporales, Gigasporaceae.